This is a messenger RNA of Durusdinium trenchii, 441 nucleotides long. NCBI's taxonomy places the organism in Eukaryota, Dinophyceae, Suessiales, Symbiodiniaceae. The record is from the annotation of a GenBank genome assembly.
AUGCCGAGCGCCAUCCACACGGGCGUGCGACGGGGCGUGAGCAGUGCAUCGGAUAAGAUCCGAAGCUUCGGCGCGGUGGCGUGCUUCAUUGCGAUCGAGAAGGCGAUGAUCGCCACAGGCUUGUCGAGCUACCUGCCAAGCACGCUGCUGGGCAUGUUUAGCCUGUUCGGCUUCCUGCUCCUUUUGGAGGUCACUGGGCAACCGGAGGCCGCCAUGGGCCUUUUUCGCUUUCUGGAGCCUGGCUAUCGCUUCUUGCUGAAGUGGGCGCCGGUCUUCUUCACCCCGGCCUUAGUGAAGUUGCCUCUGGUCGAGGAGCCGAUUUCCCCCUUCGAGUUCCUGAGGGUGGCGUUGCUGAUCUUUGUCGGGGGCAUGAUCCAGAUGGCGGCCGUGGCCCGGCUGGCUCAGUGGUUCAUCUCGCAAGAGCCGAAGAAGGUCAUCUAA